AUUGGCCUAGGCUUCCUCUUUUGCUGAGUUUGGCUCUCAGAGUAGAUACACAUAUCGUCUCUUGCCAACUGCGAGGUCUCAAGAACCUGAUGCAAGGCAGGAACGUCAUAAGUUCCUCUCUCUGAAAAGCCUCAAGUAAUGGUUGAUCCUUUGACAAUAGGCGCAGCGGGAUGGGGGAUAGCCAUGGCGGGGUGGAUCAUCUCGCCAUACGUCACCAGGCUUAUAGACGAAGUCUACUCCCACAUCAAACCUGACAAGAAAUCGGGGGAGAAUCUUCACAAACUGAAGACUCAGGUUAUCCCUCGACUGAAGCUUAUUCUGGAAGCUGCGGAUGGCACUCAACAUAAGGAGCUCUUCGAGGAACUGGUGAGUGGUCUCAAAUCUGCUUUCCGUGACACGGAAGACAUCCUGGAUGAACUGGAGUACAUUCGUCAAUACAAGCAGGCAAGACAGAGGAAACGUAAAUUGCCUGAGAGUGGCCCCUCAGACCAGAUAACUGGGCCUUUAAGGGAUAAGCUGGAUAAAAAUAUAAAAAAGAUACAACGACUCAUCGAUGAAGCACGUGAAACUCUUAAAAUCGAAAAUGAAACACGUAUAGCCAUUGAAGGGUCCAGCCUCACAAGUAAUAGUGGUAGUGCCGAAGGUGGACCAAAUGCUACUGCCGGGAAAGUAACUGGCAGAGAUGAUGUCCGUGACCGGAUAAUGUGCAAGCUUGAAGGUGAUUGCAAUCCAAGGCCAGGUGACAAAUGUUUCUCUGUAGUAGGCAUUUAUGGCCUUCCAGGAUAUGGGAAGACAACCCUUGCACAACAUGUUAGCGAGACAGCAGAAACGUCAGAAUACUUCAAACUUGUUAUGUGGAUUCGUGUUUCUGAGAAGUUCAAUGUGGAUAUCAUUUUGAAGGAGAUGUUUGAGCAAGCUUGGAAUGGAAAUGGACAAUGUCCUCAGCAUAAUAGCCCUGUUGUUCUGAAAAAAGAAUUGAAGAAGCUACUAAAAGAUAAGCGGUUCCUCUUGGUACUGGACGAUGUUUGGUGCAGCAAGAAUGUUAAUGAGCAGAAGAAGCUUCCAGAGUUACUUCCACCACUGAUUGCUGCACACAAUGGAAGCAAAAUCCUAGUGACAAGCCGACAUCAUGAUGCACUAUUGGAACUAGGUCCUCAGGUGAGAGUAAUUGAUAAUUAUGCAAUACCUGAGUUGGAGGAUGAAGUCUUCUUACAACUUCUCAUGCAUAAUGCAUUUGGCCAAAGAAUUAGAGAUGAUGAUGCAAGUUACAGACAGCUCUUAAAAUUUGGUUCUAAAAUUGCACAAAAGCUGAAGAAAUCACCUCUAUUGGCCAGUGUAGUGGGACAAAUGCUAUAUAAAAACCAUGAUGUUGAUCAUUGGGAAAGUAUUGCAGAACAGAAAAUCUUGGAUGAGUACAUGGGACCUCUUUGGUGGUGCUACCAGCAUCUUGAUGAGCAGGUCAAACGAUGCUUUGCUUACUGCAGUGUUUUUCCCAGGAGACGUCAUUUGUACCGUGACGAGCUAGUAAACUUGUGGGUUGCAGAAGGGUUUAUAAGUACCACCAAGGGAGGACGGGACAUGCAACGUGUUAGCCAGGAUUACUUUAAUGAAUUGUUAUCAAUCUCAUUUCUGCAACCAAGAAAGGAUAAUUUUGGCAAGGACUGUUUUCUUAUUCAUGAUCUGCUCCAUGAUUUAUCAGAGAUGGUUGCUGGAGGUGAGUGCUUCAAAAUUGGGAGUGUAUGGACACAAGCUCCUUCAAAUAUUCGCCACCUUUCUAUUGAGAGUUGUAAUGCAUUGAUGGUUACUGAAUAUAUUCUCAAACUGAAAAAUCUGCGUACCCUAAUUAUUUUUCAUGCUACAAAUGACGUGAGGGGGUAUGUCUUGAACAAGAUAUUUAUGGAGUUAACUAAGCUGCGGGUACUGAUCUUCCAAACCAAAAGAGCAGUCUUUCAUGAUCACUGCAUCUUGUUGUUCCCAACAUCUAUAAAUUAUUUGAAGCAUUUGCGCUAUCUUGGUUUUGUGAUCAAAUGGAUACCCAAGACAUGCUUGCCAGACACAAUAGCAGAGCGUUACCUUCUGCAUGUUGGCAAAUCUCACACCUCUCUGCUCUCACUCAACGGGAGAAAGAAGAACACGAGAGAGUUUUUGCGCUGCUGA
Molecule: messenger RNA, 2157 nt
Organism: Hordeum vulgare subsp. vulgare (domesticated barley)
Lineage: Eukaryota; Viridiplantae; Streptophyta; Magnoliopsida; Poales; Poaceae
Product: putative disease resistance protein At3g14460
Exons: 2
Coding region: 139-2157 (672 amino acids)
Biological process (GO): defense response to other organism
Molecular function (GO): ADP binding
Source: RefSeq, a predicted model, not a curated record